AUGGCUUCGUUUACCGGCUUCGAUCUCAACCCUCUACAAGCGCCCGCCUUUGUCGAGUUGCAAGAUGCUUGGAACUUCAUGUUGACUACCUUGAGGGAGGAUAAGCCCAUCGUCGUCGCAACCGAUUUUUUCGAGGACAAUGACCUCAUGUCCCUCGUGGUGAAACUACGCGACCUCCAUGGCAUGAAGAUCAAUGUCAGCCCCUUUCCGCAGCAGCGAGAGAUUGCCAAUUUUAGACGGGCCAACUCGACGUCUGCCGUGGCUGAUCCUGUGUACAAGUGCACCAUUAUCCACUGCACCAAGGAGACCAUGAUGAACGUCCUGCGGAUAAUCAACGACAACGCCCACACGAUCAAGAAGGAGAAUUAUGACUAG
Molecule: messenger RNA, 375 nt
Organism: Fonsecaea nubica
Lineage: Eukaryota; Fungi; Ascomycota; Eurotiomycetes; Chaetothyriales; Herpotrichiellaceae
Exons: 2
Coding region: 1-375 (124 amino acids)
Source: RefSeq, a predicted model, not a curated record